Molecule: messenger RNA, 2709 nt
Organism: Electrophorus electricus (electric eel)
Lineage: Eukaryota; Metazoa; Chordata; Actinopteri; Gymnotiformes; Gymnotidae
Gene: khdrbs3
Product: KH domain containing, RNA binding, signal transduction associated 3
Biological process (GO): regulation of alternative mRNA splicing, via spliceosome
Cellular component (GO): nucleus
Molecular function (GO): mRNA binding
Source: RefSeq, a predicted model, not a curated record
UAGAAGGCACGCGAGUUACGGGCACACCGGCGAAUCUCUCUGCCGGAUGGGAUAAAGCAGCUUCGUCGGAGGAACGCGGGGAAAUUUUUCAUUUCUGGCUAAACUAUAACAUACUCUCGGUUAUGUUGUAGGAUUAUUUGUUCCUGCGAGAUUAUAGCCUGCACAUUUCUUUCUUUUUAAAAUAUUUCUUUUGUGAAGCGGGUGCAGUACGUCAGUCUGUUUAUCUGUAAACCCAUCGCCUAUUGAAACGCUUGCGCGUGGACCCAAAAGGCGAGAUGGAUAACGAAAAGUACUUACCGGAAUUGAUGGCGGAGAAGGAUUCUCUCGACCCGUCUUUUCAACACUCCUUGCGGCUUCUAGACCAGGAAAUUGAAAAAAUCCAGAAAGACGAAGAAAAAGAAGAUGAGAAGUUUAUUGAUGUCGUUAUAAACAAGAACAUGAAACUUGGACAGAAAGUACUGAUCCCUGUCAAACAGUUUCCCAAGUUUAAUUUUGUGGGUAAACUGCUUGGGCCCCGGGGUAACUCCCUAAAGAGACUACAGGAGGACACGCUGACCAAGAUGUCCAUUCUCGGCAAAGGCUCCAUGAGAGACAAAGAGAAGGAGGAGGAGUUGCGGAAGAGCGGAGAGGCCAAAUAUCACCACCUGAAUGAAGACCUUCACGUGCUCAUCGAGGUGUUCGCUCCACCCGCAGAAGCCUAUGCACGCAUGGGACACGCUCUCGAAGAGAUUAAGAAGUUCCUCAUUCCAGAUUAUAAUGAUGAGAUCAGACAAGCACAACUGCAGGAGCUGACGUUUCUGAAUGGUGGAUCAGAGGAUGCCAAGGUACCAGCAGUGAGAGGAAAACCCAACUCUAGAUCCAGAGGAACGCCAGUCCCUGGCUCACAUAGGAGUAGAGGAGGAGUUCCUCCACCCCAGGCUGCGGUCCCUCGAGGGGUGGCACCCAGAGGAGCCCCACCCAGCCGUGUUCCCUCCAGCAGAGGAAGGGGCGUUCCUGCUCAGAGAGGGCGUGGAGCCCCUCCCCCAGUGGGGUACAGACCGCCUCCUCCAGUAGUGCAGGACUCAUAUGGAGAAUACGAGUAUGAUGAUGGAUAUGGAACAGCCUACGAUGACCAGGGCUACGACUCAUAUGACAACAGCUACAGUAACCAAGGACAAAAUUCAGACGACUAUUAUGAAUACGGCCAUGGUCUAAGCGGAGAAUCCUACGACUCAUAUGGCCAGGAGGAGUGGACCAACAGCCGCAACAAGGCGCCCCCGGCGAGGACAACCAAAGGAGUGUACAGAGAUCAACCCUACUCCCGAUACUGAACUCUGAAGUCCAUCACACCUGCCUGAUCAUUUCCAAGUAAUGGAUUUUCUAUGGACACCCCCAACCCCCCGAACCAACCCACUUCCCUGCUCCUUUUUUCAAAAAAACAAACCCAACCAAAACCACAAAAAAAGCCCACAAAGCAGCACAGAGAAAUGGGUUCAAUUGGAAAAUCAAUUCAUGGGAGAUGUUCAGUUGAUGCUGGUAAGCUCUGGGUACCACAGGGCUUGGCCUCUUUGCAAAAUAACUCAGCCUACGAUCAGAGCUAUGUGUAAAGUAGGUAACCAAUCAGAAUUCUUCUACACCAGUGCUGAAAUGUUUGGGGGUGGGUCUUAGCAGGUAGAAGGUGGUGUAACUUUCAGGUGUUAGGUAUUUAGAUUUAGCCAGGUACGUUUCUAUAUACCCUAUUUUUGUUUCUUUUAAUGAGUGACGAGCUUCAGUGUGUCCCUUGUAAAUUCUGCCUUUAAUGAAAAACUUACCAAGAGAAAUGAAAAAACAAAAUGGAAAAAAAAAGAUCUUGAUGCACAUAUUGUGUUACUUCUUUUUUUUUGUAAUGCAGUGUUCCUUAGCAUUAAAGGGCUUAUGGGAGCAUGUCAUUAAAACACUACAAAAUCAUUUGAUUCUUAAACAUGGGAGACAGGGGGAGUGGUUGAAUUGUUUUGUCUAAUUUUGGUUGACCCUUUAAAUCAUCCACGGUAGGGUUGCCAACCAUUCAUACAUUUACACAUGGCUUUUAAAAAUGAAAACAGUUAAUAAAUAUAUGGAAUUUUCUCAUUGGCAAAAACUCUCAUGAACAUUUCUAUUAGGUUUUCUUUUUCCUUUCUUUCUGCACAGACAUGUUCUGCGCGUGCAAUUGAACAUUAAAAUUCAUACACACUAACUAAAAAUAAAACACAGGUAGGCCAAAGUGUCACUCAGUAAAAAAAAAGAAAGAGAAUGAAUUGAUUCUUGGGGUGACAGAAACUGUAACCAGGGUCUUAAAGAGUCAGACAGACUCAGAGACUGUACUUGUGCAUGCUGAGCCUGUAAAACCCCUCACUCUGUUCUCUGUUUCCCGCAUUAGCGACACGCCAUCCAAGUUAGGUUGGCCUAGUUAGCCUCGUUGAACUAGUGGUGUUUUUCAUGGAUUCAGCAACACGCAGUGUAAUCUACAGUAGUCAAGCUUAAUCAGAACUGAUAAAUAGCAAAGCCGAUUAGUUGAGCAAAAUAAUAGCAAGUGGGACAGUAGGCGUCAGGUAAAAGCCAGGUCCAAGCACGCGGGAUCGUCUGGUUCAGAAGGAUCCAGCACCAUACUGACACCUUCUGUCCUGAUCCAAUUGCACGUGUUUCUGCAUGUGUCUACUACCACUUUCGCUGUCUGUUAUAGGUUCAGACAACAAAUAACAAAUGUGCUGUGCU